Messenger RNA from Talaromyces proteolyticus, 1293 nucleotides. RefSeq names its product major facilitator superfamily domain-containing protein. The coding region runs from base 1 to 1293 and encodes 430 amino acids. Gene Ontology annotation, biological process: transmembrane transport. Lineage: Eukaryota; Fungi; Ascomycota; Eurotiomycetes; Eurotiales; Trichocomaceae. The record is from RefSeq and is a predicted model, not a curated record. Gene Ontology annotation, molecular function: transmembrane transporter activity. The transcript has 3 exons.
AUGUCAGCUCUGGCGUUGGCAGCAGCACUUUCGACGACAUCACUGUCUAUUGCCCUCCAGGUAAGCAACCUGUGCCACUUGUGUCCAAGGUCCAGCCCUAAUGGAAUCCAGACCAUUGCUCAGGACUUUCACUUGUCCACCCCUAACACUUUCUGGUUGGGGACAUCAACUGCUCUAACUUCAACUAUUAUCCAACCAUGUUGCGCAACUCUGGCAGAUGUUUUCGGUCGCAAGGCGGCAUUGACAGGCAGCGCUCUCCUCCUCACUGUCGGGUCACUCAUGGGGGCGGUCGCUCCAAACUACGCAACCAUCCUCGCGGCCCGUACAUUGCAGGGAUUUGGGUCCGGAGGAAUAUCUGCCCUUACCGACAUAAUUGUGACAGAUAUCGUUCCGCUCCGUGUACGUGGCAAAUGGUUCGCUUUCAUCAGCGUGCCGUGGGCCAUCGGCACCACAGUAGGACCAGUUCUCUCCGGUAUCAUAACUACCGAAGGAUCCUGGAGGUGGAUUUUUGCAAUCAAUGUGAUCGCUAGCACUAGUGCCACUCUCGCCUGUUGGUUUGCGCUUCCACCUUUACCCAGUACCCAGCAAUGUCUGUCAGAACUCUUGCAGGUGGACAUUUUUGGCUUCCUUCUUUUAACCUUGUCUUUGAUUGCGGUUAUGGUGCCGAUCAUGCAAGCAUCUGUCGUAUAUUCCUGGCGGGAUGCACACACUCUCGUGCCACUAGUGUUAGGAGUGUUAGGCCUAUGUUUAUUCCUCGUCUAUGAACAGCGGUGGGCUCACAAUCCUUUGAUACCGCUUAAGCAGUUCCAAAACCGCUCGUGUAUGCUCACUUUCUUUUGCACUAUGCUCCACGGCAUGGUUCUCUGGUGUAUAAUGUACUACUUGCCGGUCUACUACGAGACUAUCAAAGGCUUCAGCAGUCUCGACAGCGGACUAGCUGUGUUACCGGAAACGCUGACCUUGGUACCUGCGUCCAUUUUGAUCGGCUAUCUGGUGAGCUGGACUGGCAAAUACCGAUGGGCAAUAUGGAUGGGUUGGGCAAUCUCGACCAUGGGCUCGGCAAUUUUGUACCUACUUACACCAUCGACCCCAAAAGGUCUAUGGAUCGUUCUCAAUCUUCCAGUUGGAGUGGGCAUGGGCCUCUUGUUUGGAGCAAUGGGAUUCGCGGUCCAGGCAGCUGUAGAUGCUGAGAGAGUAUCGCUGGCCGUGACCCUCUACUCCUUCUGGCGCUCAUUUGGCGCAGUAAGUUUCUGCUCUCAAGGUGUUUACCUACUGCACGCAUGUUUUAUCUAA